UUACUUGCUGUCCUUUGUGGAACUAGAAAAAGUUUAGUGUGAGCCAAAAGCAUUUUGAAAUGUUCGUCUCAAGUCUCCACGGUGAUGGAUGAGAGUAGCGCUCCAGUGCGCACAGCGAGCAGGUGGAUUGCAGUCGGCUCAAAGUGCACACAAAGACACGUCUGUAUCGGCCUUGCAACAGGUUGAACAUUGGGCUCAGGUACUGUAACGUGAGCCUGCGUCAUGUGAUCACCACAGGGACGACCAGAGGAGGAGGAAAAAACUGUUUUACAUAGGUCGGUCUCGGCAUUUCUUUUUUUUGGGGGGGAAAGAAAGAAAUUUUGCUUCAACCAGAUCUGUGUAGGCUAUAAAGGCUACUCAACAGAGGCGGAAGCGGCAUUUUUUCUUCAUAUCAUUCAGAAGGAUAACCAUCACCAUUGGAUAGAGCUAAUUCUACGUGAACAGGGUGGCAACGGCUGAGAUUAUUGAAAAAAUGGCAUGAACCUGAUUCUUGGACACAGAAAGCCGACCCACAGAGUUGAGGGGUGGCAGAAAAACUGAAAAUGACACUUGGGCCAGACACAAUACCACAUUUUGGGCUGGUGGCAGGUGGUGUUCUCCUGCUCUUCCUGAAGAAUAGCUCUGCUAGAGCUGGAAAUGCUACAGUCAUCAGUGGUCUAUCCAGAAAUGCAAAUACCACAAGCCCCCAGGAUGUUGUAGUCAUCGUGGUUCCCAUAGUGGUGCUGGGUCUGCUAGCCAUCAUCGCUGCAGUCUUGGCAUAUCUCUUCAUUGUGGUGAGGAAAAAGAGGCAGACGGAGGGCACGUAUCGGCCGAGUGCCGAGGAGCAAAGCGGGGCACACAACGCAGCCGUGCCCGAUGCCCUCAAACUACCCAAAGAGGAACGGCUGAUCUAAUGCACUAGCAGGACUCUCAGCACUGCUACCAUCCGAGUGAUGUCACAGUUUGCUUCCAAAAGGGAGUUGUGCCUUCAUCCAAAUAGGUUCUGUAGCGGCUGCUGGACUACAGUGGAGUGUCAGUAAAGACACAGAGACAGCUGUGCAUGGAUUGAGAAAUAUUCAUGUGAUGUCAUCAGACUGCUCGCUAUUAAAGAGGAGAUAUGAUAGAAGCGUACGCUGUCAUCGUCCACCUCACAUGCUUUCCAAGAGGCUACCUACAGAUGUGAUGUCAUUCCUAGCCUUAUGAUACAAGGAAGGUGGAAAUCUUCAACACUGACCAGAAGGAUCAUUUUAUAGAAGGAUAACACUUAACAAAAUGUACCCUGUGGGUAAGCUUAAGCUUGAAGGACCGCAAGAGGAGAUUCUUGUGGUACUAAAGAACAGAUGUUCUUCAUGUAAAGUCCUGUUUUGGGAUUCCUGUGGCACUAGCCUAACUGUUUUAAGUAGCUAUAGUAACUGCUGCUAGUGAGCUAGUGCUUGUUUGAUACACACAAACUGCACAUAAACAUUUCAUGCUGGUUAUUUGGGAUGUGUUGAAACCCAAAUUACAGUUUUUACUAAACAACUUUACUUAAAUAUUUCAAAUGUUUAAUUAUUUUUGACUUUUUUAGAGAUAUGAUUGGCGUUUAAUGUAUGUGAUGUGACACUAAUGGUCUUCAUAGUAAUGGGAAUCUCAUUGGCAAGUUUCAUGUAUCAUAAUUUGAAUGUAGUAGUAAGUAGAAAUGUGGUGUUUACACUUUAAUCGUUUUUAAUUUCAAUCAGACAUUUCUUGAUAACUAUCAAUAAAUGCACAAACCUUGUGCAGUUUACUAAAACUACAACUUAGGAAUUACUCCGACACUUUAUCUUAUUCAGCUGUAAUUACAAUGUGAUCUCCAUCUAAUUUGUGAAUGUUAUAUUAAAUGUAAUUUUUAUCAAAUCAGAA
Messenger RNA from Alosa sapidissima (American shad), 1860 nucleotides. RefSeq names its product crumbs homolog 3a (gene crb3a). NCBI's taxonomy places the organism in Eukaryota, Metazoa, Chordata, Actinopteri, Clupeiformes, Clupeidae. The transcript is spliced from 5 exons. The record is from RefSeq and is a predicted model, not a curated record. The coding region runs from base 543 to 893 and encodes 116 amino acids.